AGAGCAGGGGCGCGGGUGCCACUGAGAGCAACUAGGGCGACGUGGACAUACCCGGCUCGGGUCACGGCGUGGGCAUCCGCACAGCGGGCGCUCGGCGCUUAGACACGCCCCUUCCCCAGCUUCGCGUCCCCCGGGGCACCGGCCACACUCCGCCGGGGCGCCUGGCGCGGCGCGGGGACUACAUCUCCCAGCAUGCAGCGGCGCCGGCGGAGCGAGGCGAGGCGCGGUGAGUCAGAGCCGCACAGUAAAUAUUUGUAUUAGCCGGAGCCGGCUCGCUAAUGGUGGACGCGUGAGGCGGAGGCGCGGGCGGCGGAGGGAGGCCGGAGCGGGCAGCGCGGCGGCGCCAUGUCCGUGAACAUGGACGAGCUCAAGCACCAGGUCAUGAUCAACCAGUUCGUGCUGACGGCGGGCUGCGCGGCCGACCAGGCGAAGCAGCUGCUGCAGGCGGCCCACUGGCAGUUCGAGAUGUGCACUCCUGCCAACACCCCCGCCACACCCCCCAACUUCCCCGACGCUCUCACCAUGUUCUCCCGUCUCAAGGCCUCCGAGAGUUUCCACAGCGGUGGCAGCGGCAGCCCAAUGGCUGCGACAGCCACGUCGCCCCCACCGCACUUCCCCCAUGCCGCCACGGGCAGCUUCUCAGCCCCCAGCUGGCCCACGGCCGCCUCGCCCCCGGGGGGCCCACAGCACCACCAGCCACAGCCACCCCUGUGGACUCCAGCACCCCCUUCUCCGGCUUCAGACUGGCCACCCCUGGCCCCCCAACAGGCCACCUCGGAACCCAGGGCCCACCCUGCCAUGGAGGCAGAGAGAUAAGGGAGGCCCCUCCCCCCUCCCGGAGCCCAGGACCCCGUGGGGCGGGGGAGAGGACGUCUCCGCGGGCCCCCUUCACCCCUUUUAUGUCUGCACCCCUUGGUCCCUGGAGCCCUGGAGGGGAAAGCACGGACUCUAGCCAGGCAGGGACAUGUCUGGUGCCAGAACACGCAGCUGUCCACACGCAAGGUCAUGGCCGGCACAUGGAGUGGUUCAGAGCAGCCUGGGUGCCUGGCGGUCAGAACUUCAGAGACCACACGGCCUUCCUUCGAAGACGAACCUGCCCCACCUGGCCCAGGGGUACCGCAGAGGACCACCCUGGCGGAGACAUCACUGAUCCCUGGCUUGGAGCUCCUUGGGGGCCGGCAGGCCUCGACCCCCACCCUAGGGAAUGCAGAGCCUCUCCGCAUGUGUGCGCGUGGCCGUGUCUGUGUAUUUCUACAUGUGUCGCUCUUCAGAAGCAACUUAGUUCCCGGGGCAGCUGGACUUUGCAUGUUAGAGUGAGCCCCCAGCCCUCUGCCCACCGCCCCCUCCCCAGGGCCCUGCCUCCUGCCCCACCCCUUCAUCAGCCAGCGUUGCUGUUCCUUGCAGAGAAAAGGAUUGUGGGAAACUCCAGGACUCUUCCCACUGCCUCCCAGCGCCUGCCUGCUGGGGCCGCCUGCAUGCCUCCCCCUGAGCCUGGGGGUACCCGCAUCCACUUCCUUUCCCGCUUUUAACAAAAGAGAAGAAUGAAUUCCAAACCAC
Molecule: messenger RNA, 1557 nt
Organism: Sapajus apella (tufted capuchin)
Lineage: Eukaryota; Metazoa; Chordata; Mammalia; Primates; Cebidae
Gene: UBALD1
Product: UBA like domain containing 1
Exons: 2
Coding region: 346-816 (156 amino acids)
Molecular function (GO): protein binding
Source: RefSeq, a predicted model, not a curated record